Molecule: messenger RNA, 4247 nt
Organism: Cyprinodon tularosa
Lineage: Eukaryota; Metazoa; Chordata; Actinopteri; Cyprinodontiformes; Cyprinodontidae
Product: cilia- and flagella-associated protein 157-like
Exons: 9
Coding region: 73-1587 (504 amino acids)
Cellular component (GO): cilium; ciliary basal body
Molecular function (GO): microtubule binding
Source: RefSeq, a predicted model, not a curated record
GGAAGGCAGCGUUGCCAAGGCGACGCUGGAGUUUGGGAGCCCAGCCGAGGGAUUCGAGUAAAACUAAUCACGAUGCCUAGAAAGAAAGAGAGAAAAAGCGACAAAAACAAGAAAAAACUGAACCUCGCGAGUCCUUUAACCAAAGCUGUCAUCGACGAUAAAGAAAAGAGUUUAUAUCAGAAGCAAAUUGGAUUUUUGAACGAGAAACUAGAAAGGUUUCAGAUCAAAUGUGCUGAACUGGAGAAGCAGAACAAAUUGCUAAUUUCUCAGUACAGCUCACUGGACACGGAGAAGAAGGAUGUUACAGAGUACCUGAAACGCACACUUUCUGAAAAUCAGGACGAGGCUGAUGAUCUCCUGCAGCGUCUGGAGGCUCAACGUCAGGCUGCUGUCCAGGAGAAACAGUCCUUGCAGCUGAAACACGACAAACUGAGGCAGGAACUAGACGCCCAAAUUAAUGAACUUAAUGAAAAAAACGCAGUGCUCGUAAAGAAACUUGUUGAUCUGGAAGAGUUUCAGAGGCAAAAGGAUGAACUGAUGACAAAGCUUCAAAAUCUAGAGAAGCAGCUGGAAUGCCAACAAGAAAAACACAAGGAUGAGAUCCACAGCCUGGAGAUGAAGGAUCUGCUGGAAAAGAGGAAGUUAAGGUUGGAGAUGGAAAGUGAAGUAGCAGCUAUGUCAUCCAAGGUCCAGCAUCUAGUGGAACAGAAGCUUCCGGAGAAGAUCAGGUCUGUGCUUCAGGAGAACACUGAGCUGAAGACUCGUCUCAGCAAGCUGUCAGAGGCGACCGAGUCCCUGCUGGAGGAGAACACGUCUCUGAGGGAACGCCGCAGACUGCUCAGCGUCGACAACGACAUCCUGGAGCAAACUGUCCGUGAGACGUCUCGGAUCAGCUGCGUCUGCAGGAAGGAGGUGCAGCAGCUUAGGGAAAAGUUUCAGCAGCUUCAGGAGGAUGUCAGUGAAAAGCAGCAGCAACUGGAGCAGCUUCAAACUGAGCACACACGAGUCCUGGCCGACAUGGAGGCACUCAGACUGGACCGGGCCUCUCUGUCCGCAGAGUGGAGCAGUAGCCGGAUGGAAAGAAAUCAGCUGGAGGUGAAGCUGAAAGACGAGAGGAGGAGGAAGAACAGGAUGAGGAGCAUCAUGCAGGACGCAGCAAACAGUCUCCUACAGGUGCUGAAGGAGGCUCCAACACAACAGCAGGACGUGGACGCUGUCCCCCCGUGGAAGAGGACACUGCAGAACCUGCAGGAGCUGCUGAACCGACAAUCAAUCAGAGCUCUGUCUGCACAGAGAGAGCUGCAGAAAUCUGACCCAGAUUCAACACGAGCAGAGCGCCUGGAUCCAGGUCGGAGUUUUCUGUCCCAGCCGUCCCGUCAGAAAGCUCGUGAUUCCCGCCUCCUUCCUCAACCCGCAGUGAAACCCAGAGACUCCCUCUGUAGGACAGGAGCCGCAUCGAGCAGCAGCCUCUCAUCUCUGCCCAGGAAACCCAUGAUUCUGAGGAGCUCCAGAUCGGCCACCAUUUCUCUUUCAUCUUUGGGAUCUCUGACCUACAGCCUUUCACCAAAUCCAACUUUCUUCAAAUGAAUCCCGAGAACACCAGCAAAGAAUGGAUAAUAGGAGAAAAAUACAUUUAGGAAGCGAGGCGAAUCCUUUGCAGAGGGACACACUGUUAAUUGCCAUCAUAACAUUCAAACACAGAAAACUAUUUAAAGCUGCUGAUAUUGCUGAUCAUAUAAUAGCUGAUCAUCUCCUUGCUCUGUCUCAUCAUGACCAUCUCUUCCUAAAAACAGUUUCCACCCUGUUACAACUCAGUAACAGGGUCAGCCCCUAAUAAUCCAAUAAUUCAAACAAAACAUACAGAUUUCAACACUUUAAUUAUCAAUAAUCAUAGUUAAAGGCAACGUUUCAGGCACUUCAAUUUCCAUGUGAAGAUGAAAGUCAGCACCUUGACGAACACUAGAGGGCACAGCUUAUAUUAAACCAGACAGACAGAAACCGGACACACCUAGACUCUAUGACCACUGUAUGUACAAUGAAAUACAUAUAUCUGUAUUAAAAACUAUACUCUGAUAAAUAUAUAACUUCAUGGAUUGUUGAGGAGUAAUAGAAGGUAUUCAAAAUACUGUAGUUUUUUUCUUUUUUAAAUAGUUAGAGACUUUAAAAAAAGUAAAAUUUGUCCAGUCCAGGUUACAUUGGAAUACUAAAGGAUUCACCAAUGUGAGUUUAUGGGGGUUAUUUGGGACUGGGGUGGUGAGGUGAGCUCUAUAUACAGGAAAUAGUCCCCCUCUUAUAAGGCAGGGUGGAUUUGAUGAUUAUCUGCGAGCUUAUAUAAGAAAUAAAAAUGAAGCCAAAAAGAGGCUGAUGAUAAAUGAGACAUUUCAGGCACAAUCUGAUGGAUCUGAGGCACCUGAUGGUUACAUUCAUAUUCAAAGGGCACUUUGGGCUCAUCAAGGCGGAUAAGAAGAUGCAUACAUAAAAAAAAAAAAAAUCCAGGAAUAUCAUUGGUUGGUUGUCAACAUUGAGGAAGGACGCGUCGUUCUUGUGUGAGCCAAUAGCAGCGCAGCGUUGGUGGGAUCAGGAGGGAGUCUCUAGUCCAACAUUCCCCUCCGAGUCGGACUUGGUGAAGUUUUCCUUCCAAGUCUAGGCGUUCCCUGCGAGAGUCAUGAACAUAAAACGUGAGGCAUGAAUAAACCUACGCUGCAUUGCUGAACGGUGGAGACAGAGACUUACAGGAGACUGGGCUUUGGAGAAGUUAACAUGUGCAUAAAGCAACACAGCGAUGUCCUUGUGUCCUGCUUCCAGGGCGAUGGAGAGAGCGUUACUGCCAUCCUAAAGGUGAAGGAAGUCAGUGAGACAUAGAUUAUAACCAAGCAAAAGAGAAGUCUGUAUAAAUCAGUUGGCUAUUCUACAGGCUGAUGAAAAUAUCAACUAAGAAAUAAAAAUGUAGAUUAACUACAAUGAAGAACUGGACAAACACAGUGUUAUAACCCUGGUAGAUAACUACUUCGUGCAUUGAGAAUUCAAGAGUAGUGCACCCAGGGCCCAAUAGGAAUGAUAAAUUCUCAUUUUUUGGGUUUUGGUUAUUUAUUUAUAUGAUCCAAUGGCUGUGAAGAACCCAACAGAGCUCCUGGAACCAUUGACCACAAUGUGGGAUCUUGGUUUAUCUCUAACUGUUGCCUUAUAAUAUAUAUAAAGAUUUUUUUUUCUUCCCACAGAAAGUCUUAUUUUUUCCUUUAGAAUCAUCAGAACAUAAAUACAGAAGGAAGUCUAAAAAUGGAAGCAUUACCAUGCUUUCUUUUUUCCAAUUUUUCAUCCAUGAUAAUAAAUUAUAAAAGUCAACUUUGCGUUAGCUGUAAGCUAAUUAGCAUAUUUAUCAUAGCCAAGUCAGAUCCUGUCAGAGGAUUAAAAACAGAUCAGAAGGUCCCUCUUGGAAAUGACAACUCAUGUCUCAAUUAAACAUUUAUCAGUUAAGUUUUAAUAAUAACUUCAAGUUUUAUUGUAUAAUGAAUAAAUGAAUAAUUGAGGUAACAUCUUCCAUUAAUGUACAGUUCCACUCCUGAAUAACUUUGAAAAUAAACUUCCCGUUUUAACGCCUAAAGUUUUUUUCCAUUAGAUCUUAUUUUAAAUAAAAUGUUUCCAGAUUUGGGGUUUUGGGUCAUUUAAGAGAAACCCAAGUCAGGAAAUGUAAGCUUAUUUAAAAUCUUAAGCUGCAGGCCUGUUUCACAGGCUUAAAGAGACAUUUUGUACAUUUUUACUGAAAAAUACCUUCGAAACAGUCUUUUUAUUUGAUCCUUUACAACUAAAAAAUUGUUCGAUGAGCAGACUGACACCUCAUUAGUUCAGCGCCAGCCUUCAGCCCAUUUUCCUGAAUUAACUUUGGGUUGGACAGACGCCGUUUCUGCGAAUGUUCAGCCACCAAGUCAUCCAUUUGUUCUGGCCAGUCACUGAACCAGGUGAUUCCAAUCUAGACAGUGAGUUAACUAGUGCAGAUAAGACUCAUGGAGAUGACUUUUUGACUCCACAUCUCCCACCUCUGAGAUUUACUGCUAGAACACUUCAUUACUACAAAGAAAUUAACAAUCAAGCACAAAUUCACUUCCUUUGUGCAUAAAUUCCAUUUCUGGAUCUGCAGUUUGGUGAUAUUUAAAUUACCACUUUUGGUUGUAAUCAAUAAACCAAAGCGGUUGUCGUUAUGUAACGUUUUCCAGUCCAAGGACCCCCAAACUAAUGGCGAUAUGGAGCGG